GACAGGCUGACAGGCUGCUGCCGGCGACCGUCUUGUACCGUCUGCACGCUCGCUCGCACACGAUUGUUAGACGCGCCGCAUAUUUACACCCGCCCGCAGCAGCUGGUCUGCUAUAGCCCACGCCGGUCCGUCUCAUAUACACAGCGCCUCCAACGCCCACCGCCCCGUCGCCGCUACCAACGCUCUUCGCGCCGCGCCCUCCCUCCCCAUUCGCUGACCCGUUCGAGGCGGAGAGGCACGACAGACUCGUCGCCGUGUCAACCACAGCCCCGCGCCCGAGACGUCGCCGGUGCCAGACAGACAGGCAGUGCACGGGGAGCCCCACGAGCUCUCCCCCAGCUCCACGCGCCGCGCAGAUCUGGCGCAAGUGAGGCAGCCUUGAGGCAUGGCGAUGCUGAUGCCUUCUCCAACGGGCCCGGGCCUCAAUUCUGCCUUCAGCCCCUACACGGACUCGCCCAGCUCUCCGGCCAACUUCAACCAGGUCUUUUCAAAUAGGUCUUCUGGAGCACAUUCCGACCACCUGGUUCCUCCUCCCAGUCCGUAUCCUGCGACUGUCGAUCCUUCACCCGUCGACAGCAAUGGCACCAGUGCCACCGACCACACCGAGAUUGAGGACGAUGCACAGGACGAUUUGAAUGACAUAAGAUCGCCAAACACCGAGGACAUUGUGAGUCCGGCGAGCCAGACCAGCCAGUCCAAGCCUUUCAAGCUCGACACCUCACUUCCUGCGCGCAAGCGGUCAGAUUCAGACGAGGCUCCGCCGUCGGUCAUCCAUGUGCCGACGGACUUCAAGCAAUUCAACCGUGGAAGCGUCUCAGCAGCGUCUUCAAGCGCAAAUACGUCAGAGAACACCGCCGUUGUGUCGCCUGUCACCCCCGAGGCGAACAUGGUGUUCGAAGCUGACGACAAGCAUACCUACACAACCCCAAUUGACACGUCUGUCCCCCGUGGUGUAUGGGACCGCAGUACACCCCAGGCGCAGACGCGCUAUGACUAUGACGACGACCUGAAGAGGCGUAGCGCUCGAAUGAGCAUGGGUCUUGCUGACAUAGCAGAACACGACGAUCACACCCCCCUAGACUCUUCAGCAAGCUCUGUUUUCGACCAGGAUGACGAUGAAUCUUCACUAUCGCAAGACGCGUCCAGCAGUACACAGACCAUGGGACAGGCAUUACACGGCAUAAACGAAACUGAAAAAGAGAUAAUCGCGCUGAAGAGUGCCUUGGAUGAGUGUUGGACUCUCUGCAACUCUCUCGCAAAGCUUAGCCAGAACCAUCGCCGGCGGAUGUUCAGCUACUCUGGCGGUAGUGCCGACGAACAAGAGCAUGCUUGGCGGACGUGUUGGCGAUUGUGCCAGAAACUGUACGAGAGCCGCGACGAGAUCCCCUCGACCCAGGUCAUGCCAACGCUGGAGCUCUGCCGCGACUUCUGUCAGGCAUUGUUUGACGUGCGACAGCGGGGAGACGAUUCAUCGGACUCUGUUUUAAGAGUCAGCUUCGAGCUGAAUAACCACCUCUACAAUGCUCAUGACCGCGCAUUGCCAGAGGCGUUCCGAGAGCGUACACUAGACUUUUAUCUGACGCUGUGUCACCGGCUGAUGAAGCAACGGACGUCGCUACCGGAGGAGACCGACUCGCUACUCCAUGCUUGCUGGUCGUUAGCAGAGACACUUUUCAGUCUCCGUCAGAACAGUCGCGACGGCAAGCCUGCAGACGAGGAGCUUCUAGGAUCUGGCAUACAAGCUUGCUGGGAAUUGUGUGAUCUCUUCCGCGAGGGCUGGACUCAGGUUCGACCUGACCGCGGCACCCCACGCCCAUCUCAGCAUGAGUUCAACCUGGGCUCCAGUGCAGGCUCUGUGACACGCUCACAACGUUCUUACUCUGAAAGGUCUGGACGCUCGACUUCAAGCGUCAACGAUUCAUAUCAUUCCGCUAUUUCUUCUCGACGACAGACUCCAUCAGUGCCGGAUACGCCCACGACUAUAUUUGACGAUCGCGAAGAGUUCUCGCCUGCCGAAGAGAACAAUGUGCCAAAUAUCCUGGUUCUAGGGCCCGAAGCUGGCCUGACACGAACGCAUGAUCGCUGGUCUUCAGCAUCUUCAAAUCUGUCUACAUACUCCGAUGCUUCCAUACACAGCUCAUCGACAGCGACUGCGGGGCGCACAGACCCCAACCUUGUCCGACUGAAAGGACUGAUCCUCAAGGCCGCGAUCAAUGCCGGCUACAGCCGCCAGAUUCCACUGCCCGACUUCAUUCGUGCUCUGCCCUCAAAUAGCUUUGGAACACUAUCAUGGCAGAGCCAGCUUUUUGAGAGCUACCGAAAGCUUGUCCUCUCAGACCCUACACUACGAACUGCGCACACGGAGCCACCCCGGAGACUCACCGCCGUGGAAAUCGGCCGGUCGGUUCAAUGGAUGGCACGCAGCGAGCAGUUCAAGUGGCUGCGUGAUCUGUAUCGGUUCGUUUUCGGCAACAACCCUGAAGACAGCAGCCAACGUAACCUCAUCAUCAACGCAUAA
This is a messenger RNA of Boeremia exigua, 2518 nucleotides long. RefSeq lists its product as uncharacterized. The record is from RefSeq and is a predicted model, not a curated record. The transcript has 7 exons. NCBI's taxonomy places the organism in Eukaryota, Fungi, Ascomycota, Dothideomycetes, Pleosporales, Didymellaceae. The coding region runs from base 386 to 2518 and encodes 710 amino acids.